Messenger RNA from Chanos chanos (milkfish), 1419 nucleotides. It is a transcript of the gene pou5f3, whose product is annotated as POU domain, class 5, transcription factor 3. Gene Ontology annotation, molecular function: DNA-binding transcription factor activity, RNA polymerase II-specific; RNA polymerase II cis-regulatory region sequence-specific DNA binding. The record is from RefSeq and is a predicted model, not a curated record. The coding region runs from base 1 to 1419 and encodes 472 amino acids. Gene Ontology annotation, biological process: regulation of transcription by RNA polymerase II. The transcript is spliced from 5 exons. NCBI's taxonomy places the organism in Eukaryota, Metazoa, Chordata, Actinopteri, Gonorynchiformes, Chanidae.
AUGUCUGAGCAACCCCAGAGUCCAUCUUCAGACUGCAGCAACCGAUCAUAUGAGGUCAGCAGAGCUAUGUACGCCCAAGCGCUGGGCCCGGAGGGACUUGGCACUGCGUCGUUUCAGUUUCCACAGGGCGUCCUUCAAGAUCCAAGCAUUUUAUUUAGUAAACCAUCUUUCAAUGGCAUCAACCCACCGCCACCUCAAACUUUUUUCCCAUUUUCAGGGGUCGGGGGGGAUUUUAGAGCAAACGAUGUGCAACCCGGUGAUUUUACGCAGCCAAAACACUGGUAUCCUUUCGCAGCUCCUGAGUACACUGGUCAAAUAGCCGGGGCCACGACUGCGACACAGCCUGCGAACCUAAGUCCUCCCGUCGCUGAGACCAGGGAGCAAAUAAAGAUGCCUGAAGUAAAAACGGAAAAAGAUGUAAACGAGGAAUACGCCACAGAGACUAAACUUCAGUCGCAAUUUCCUCCUUCUGCAUCUUCCAUGGCGCAUGGUGUUUACUAUCCGACACACUGGAACCCAUCGUUGUGGCCUAGCAUCUCUCAUAUCACACCUCCAAACAAUACUACACAAAUCCCUCCAACUUCGGCUACAUCAUCUCCCUCCCUUUCACCAUCGCCACCAGAUAAUGGGCUCUCUGGGCCCGCUUUUUACAACGGAGGCUCCACUCAAAACGUGCCAGCAACCCAGGUGCAGAGUGUGGCCCGGAGUAGCGGUUCCUCCAGCGGCGGAUGCAGUGACUCAGAGGAAGAGGAGAACUUGACAACUGAAGAGCUGGAGCAGUUCGCUAAGGAGCUGAAGCACAAGAGAAUAACCCUGGGAUUUACGCAGGCGGACGUCGGUUUAGCGUUGGGCAACUUGUAUGGAAAAAUGUUCAGUCAGACGACCAUCUGUCGCUUUGAGGCACUGCAACUCAGUUUUAAGAACAUGUGCAAACUGAAACCUCUUCUUCAAAAGUGGUUGAAUGAAGCAGAGAUGUCUGACAACCCUCAGGAUAUGUAUAAAAUUGAACGAGUUUUUGUUGACACAAGAAAAAGGAAGCGCAGGACCAGUCUCGAGGGUGCAGUCCGUACUGCCCUGGAGUCUUACUUUGUGAAAUGCCCAAAGCCCAACACGCAGGAGAUCACCCACAUCUCUGAUGACCUUGGCCUAGAAAGAGAUGUUGUACGCGUGUGGUUCUGUAAUCGCAGACAGAAGGGCAAGCGCUUGGCACUUCCUUUUGAUGAUGAGUGUGCUGAGAGCCAGUACUACGAGCAGAGCCCCCCACCGCCACCUCAGAUGGGCAUGCCACCUCUCCCGGGCCAGGGCUUUCCCGGGCCAACCCACCCUGGUGCCCCGACCCUUUACAUGCCACCCCUCCACAGGCCAGAAGUCUUCAAACAGGCUCUUCAUCCAGGGCUGGUGGGACACCUUACCAGCUAA